Alexandromys fortis (reed vole) is the source of this 1495-nucleotide messenger RNA. RefSeq names its product odorant-binding protein 2a-like. Bases 452 to 916 code for a protein of 154 amino acids. The transcript has 5 exons. NCBI's taxonomy places the organism in Eukaryota, Metazoa, Chordata, Mammalia, Rodentia, Cricetidae. The record is from RefSeq and is a predicted model, not a curated record. Gene Ontology annotation, molecular function: small molecule binding.
UGGUGUAGCUCAGCCCAUUCUCCGCACAGGAGGUCAGAAUCCAGGUCUCAGUGGACACAGUUCAGGGCAGCCAUGGCAGAUGGGGGAAAGUAAGGGAAGCCUGGCCUUUCCUCCUUUCCCAGUGAGAAACCUCCCUGCCGCUGAGUCACUUGUCUUUCCAGGGUCCUUUGUGAACACAAGUCUUGGUGGCACAGACAUUGCACGCCAUUGUGUGUCUUUCCUCGUCUGUUGGUGACAUUGAGUUCAUUGUCAUCAGAUCCCAACAACAACAACCUUCCACCUCCAUGAUGGAUGUGGAUUUGGCCAUGAGAGAAGGACGGGAGAGACGUGGUCAGUGCCAAGUGGGCACACAUCCCUGGCCACGGGGGAUAUAAAAGUCACCAUGUGAGCAGCCAGAGCAGACCUUCCUCAGGUGACCUGCCUUGUGUGAGAGCCCAGCUAGCGACUGAAGAUGAAGAGCCUGCUCUUGUCCUUCACACUUCUGGGGCUGGUGUCUGUCCUGAAGGCCCAAGAAGUACCAUCAGAUGACCAGGAGGAUUACUCUGGGACCUGGUAUCCAAAGGCCAUGAUACACAAUGGCAGCCUAUCCAGUCACAGCAUACCCUUGAAGGUUUUCCCUGUGAAGGUAACAGCCCUGGAAGGAGGAGACAUGGAGUCCGACGUUAUAUUCUGGAAGAAUGGUCAGUGUCAUGAGGUUAAAAUCCUGAUGAAGAAAACUGAUGAGCCUGGCAAAUUCACCUCCUUUGACGACAAGAGGUUCAUCUAUAUCACAGCGCUGCCGGUGAAGGACCACUACGUCAUGUACUGUGAAGGCCAUUACCACGGGAAGUUCUUUCGCAUGGGAAAGCUCAUCGGGAGAAACCCUGAGGAAAACCCAGAGGCCAUGGAAGAAUUUAAGAAAUUUGUACUGCGUUAGGGACUCAAGGAGGAAAACAUCAUUGUACGAGAGUUAAAUGGUGGGAACAGGACUGUCCAUGCCUCUCUCUGUGUCCCCGGUGUCACUGCUACCCGUGUGUGGCCACAAACCAUGUCUGUCUCUGUGCUUCUGUGUCCUCUCUGUGCCGGGUCUUAUUGUCCCUUUCGUGUUGUUUGCUGUCUGUCCUUGUUCCCUGUGUCUCUGUGGCAUCUCCAGCAUUUCCUCAGGGUCAUGCUUAACUCAGUGUCACAAUGUCACAAUCUGAGCUCUGUCCCUUGGUGUCCCCAUGCACCUCCAAGUCUCCUGUGCUCUGUCCGCUCUCUCCAUUGCUCUCUCUGUUUCCCUGGUUUCUGCACUGUACCUUCAAGGUCCUGUCACCUCUCCCAGGGUUGCCAGGCCCUGCCUCAGGUUUUGCCUGGGGGAGGGUCUGAGCCUCAGAUGUGAUGCGGUCCUCUACAGGGCCCUUCUCACUCCUGGUCUUCUUUUGGUUUCUACAGAGCACUGUGUGCCUGAAAGCAACUAGGGUAAGUCUCCCCCCACCCCACCGUGUCCCACCUCUAGGAAUGUGGAGAAGCCUAG